AUGAACAUUAAGAGGAUAUGUUCUUGUUGUUCUCAGGCAUCAAAAUUCUGGGGCUCAAUGAAAACGACAGCCUUUGUACUGGGCUGUGGCCUGAUCAUCUUCGUUACUUUCAGGAACUUGCCCACCUGGCACCUACAACAUUUAUGGGGAGCCUCUGGCGUCUUCUGGCAAACUCAAUGGGAGAAUCUGCACCAUCUCCUAGGAGGAAACGAGUGGACAAUUUUCUUUUUAGGCCCUAUACUGCUUCCUUUCCUCAUUUUUUGGACUUUCAAUGGAAUAUUACUGGCAGCAGAUGUGACCGGGAAGCCUCGUUUCAUUACACAAUACCGAAUUCAGUUGGGGAAGAAUGAUCCUGUUGACAGAGAAAAACUGCACCAUGCUAUCAGCACCGUCAUGGUCAAUAGCAUUUUCAUCUCUCUGCCCAUGAUGAUCCUUCUCUUCCCCAUCAUGAAAUGGAGGGGAGACCCAUGCAGUUUGCAGUUGCCCACCUUCCACUGGUUCGUUCUUGAAAUGGCAAUUUGUACUCUAAUAGAGGAAAUUCUUUUCUAUUAUUCUCACCGGCUUGUUCAUCACCCUCUCCUGUAUAAACAUAUCCAUAAAAAGCAUCAUGAAUGGACUGCUCCUAUUGGCAUAGUAUCCCUCUAUGCCCACCCAGUAGAACAUGUGGUUUCUAAUGUGCUGCCUGUGGUCACUGGUCCUUUCCUUUUAAGAUCUCAUGUUAUUUCAACCACUGUGUGGCUCUCUCUUGCCCUUCUGGCUACUACAGUCUCACACUGUGGCUACCAUCUUCCUCUCCUGCCCUCACCGGAAUUCCAUGACUUCCAUCAUCUCAAGUUCAAUCAGUGUUACGGGGUUCUGGGAUUGUUGGAUCGCCUGCAUGGAACAGACACAAUAUUUAAGCAAACAAAGGCCUACGAGAGACAUUUUGUUUUGUUGAGUCUCACACCCCUCACAAAAAGCAUCCCUGAUUCACCCAAGAAGUUAGACUAAAUCUUCCUGCAGUUCACAUCAUACUCCUGUAUCUAAAUAAUCACAAGACUCUGGAUAUGGGUAUAACAAUACAUUUUCUAAUGAAAAAUCACUGAAGCAAGCUUUGGGUUACUGCAAUCAGAAGACAGAAAUCAUUUUAUGCUACAGUACAAUAUUUUGGAAGAUAACAAGACAUUUGUGCCUCCCCAACUCUAAGAGGGAAGAAGAAUGCCAUCUACCACUGGAAACAGGUUGCAGCUGAUUAAAAGGGCAACUGGAAAUUAGGCCCUGCUAUGCUGGGCCCUACUACCUUGACAGCAUCUUAAAAAGCAGAGACAUCACCUUGCCAA
This is a messenger RNA of Pogona vitticeps (central bearded dragon), 1319 nucleotides long. The record is from RefSeq and is a predicted model, not a curated record. Lineage: Eukaryota; Metazoa; Chordata; Lepidosauria; Squamata; Agamidae.